Messenger RNA from Xiphophorus maculatus (southern platyfish), 2167 nucleotides. RefSeq names its product F-box and WD repeat domain containing 7 (gene fbxw7). Bases 506 to 2167 code for a protein of 553 amino acids. Gene Ontology annotation, cellular component: nucleus; cytoplasm. Lineage: Eukaryota; Metazoa; Chordata; Actinopteri; Cyprinodontiformes; Poeciliidae. The record is from RefSeq and is a predicted model, not a curated record. Gene Ontology annotation, molecular function: ubiquitin binding. The transcript is spliced from 11 exons. Gene Ontology annotation, biological process: proteasome-mediated ubiquitin-dependent protein catabolic process; ubiquitin recycling.
AUUCCUGCCGCGUCCACCGGGGAGGCUGUAAUCCCAUCCUGUAGGGAGGAAGAAGAGGAAGAGUCACUGCUUUGCGCUCUGACGCUCCGUCCUCUCCUCCCCCCGGUUUCCCUACCGCCUCUCUCUCUGUGUGUGUGUCUCUCAUCCGUUCCCUCCCCUGAAUGCAGAAGCUGCUCGGUCGCAGCUCGCUAGCCUCCGGGAUCAUCGUAUUGUUCGCCCGCCGCUUUCCCCCACACAUCUCUUCUCUCCCGGUUAAAUUGAAGCAACACGGCGGACCUUUUCUUCUUUUCAACCCCCCUUCCUCCUCCCCUUCUCCUCUGGACGUGCUCACCGUGGGAAUCUGCUGCAGCCGAGCCAGUCCGGUGACGUGCCCGAGCAUGUUCUUACCAGAGGCGGAUUUACCUGACAGUCCGCCGCUGUCCUCGCUCCCCCGCCAGCACGCGCGUUUGGACUUCACCCACCGUCACUGAGGAGGAAAGGAAGGAAACACACCCCGGCUCUAAGGAUGGGGUUCUACGGCACUUUAAAGAUGAUUUUCUACAAAAUGAAGAGAAAGUUGGACCAUGGCCCAGAGGUCCGAUCUUUCCCUUCAGGGAAAAAGCCCUGCAAAGGCCCGGAGUAUCCGAGCCCAACAGGAAUUGUCCCGUGUCCAGCCACACCCACCACUUUCGGCCACAUCAGAGCGGCCAACGGCCAGGGCCAGCAGAGACGACGAAUCACCUCAAUCCAGCCUCCUACGGGGCUCCAGGAAUGGCUCCGAACAUUUCAGAGCUGGAGCGGCCCAGAGAAGCUGCUAGCGCUGGAUGAGCUGAUCGACAGCUGUGAGCCCACACAGGUCAAGCAUAUGAUGCAGGUGAUCGAGCCGCAGUUUCAGCGCGACUUCAUCUCCCUGCUGCCCAAAGAGUUGGCUUUGUACGUACUUUCAUUCCUGGAACCGAAGGACCUCCUGCAAGCGGCGCAGACGUGUCGCUACUGGCGCAUCCUGGCAGAGGACAACCUGCUGUGGAGAGAGAAAUGCAGGGAAGAGGGUAUCGACGAGCCUCUGCCCCCGCGGAAAAGGAAGGUGGCCAAGCCGGGCUUCACCCACAGCCCCUGGAAAAGCGCCUACAUCAGGCAGCACAGGAUAGACACCAACUGGAGGAGAGGGGACCUGAAAUCACCCAAGGUGCUGAAGGGACACGACGACCAUGUGAUCACCUGCCUCCAGUUCUGCGGCAACCGCAUUGUCAGCGGCUCUGACGACAACACACUGAAGGUCUGGUCGGCCAUCACAGGAAAGUGUUUACGAACGUUGGUGGGCCACACCGGGGGCGUGUGGUCGUCCCAGAUGCGAGACAACAUCAUCAUCAGCGGCUCCACCGAUCGCACGCUCAAGGUCUGGAAUGCAGAGACGGGAGAAUGUAUCCACACCCUCUACGGGCAUACCUCAACAGUACGCUGCAUGCACCUACAUGAGAAAAGGGUGGUCAGUGGCUCUCGUGACGCCACGCUUCGUGUCUGGGACAUCGAGACGGGUCAGUGUUUACACGUCCUCAUGGGCCACGUGGCGGCGGUGCGAUGCGUCCAGUACGACGGGCGGCGGGUGGUCAGCGGGGCCUACGACUUCAUGGUCAAAGUGUGGGACCCAGAGACAGAGACCUGCCUCCACACGCUGCAGGGCCACACCAACAGAGUGUACUCCUUACAGUUUGACGGGAUCCACGUCGUGAGCGGCUCCCUGGACACGUCCAUCAGGGUCUGGGACGUGGAGACGGGGAACUGCAUCCACACCCUGACGGGUCACCAGUCCCUCACCAGCGGCAUGGAGCUGAAAGACAACAUCCUGGUCUCAGGCAACGCAGACUCCACAGUCAAGAUCUGGGACAUCAAGACGGGCCAGUGUCUCCAAACCUUGCAAGGUCCACACAAGCACCAGAGUGCCGUGACGUGCCUCCAGUUCAACAAGAACUUUGUCAUCACCAGCUCCGACGACGGCACGGUCAAGCUGUGGGACCUGAAGACGGGCGAGUUUAUCCGGAACCUGGUGACCCUGGAGAGCGGCGGCAGCGGCGGCGUGGUGUGGCGCAUCCGGGCGUCCAACACCAAGCUGGUGUGCGCCGUGGGCAGCCGCAACGGCACGGAGGAGACCAAGCUACUGGUGCUGGACUUUGACGUGGACAUGAAGUGA